GACAGGACUGAAGCAGAUAGCUUCAAUACCAGUGUGGAAACGCCGGGGAAUCACAGAGGCUCAACGUCGACAUCUGGAAACAUCCUUCGCAGCUGAGUCAUGCCAAACUGGGGCGGUGGAAACAAAUGCGGUGCCUGCGGAGGUACAGUGUACCAUGCAGAGGAGGUGCAAUGUGACGGCAAGAGCUUCCACAAGUGCUGCUUCAACUGCAUGGUCUGCAGGAAAGGCCUAGACAGCACUACUUUGGCCAUCCACGACAAGGAGAUCUACUGCAAGUCCUGCUACGGCAAGAAGUAUGGGCCAAAAGGCUACGGCUACGGCCAGGGGGCCGGCACUCUCAACAUGGACCGUGGAGAGAGACUGGGCAUCAAACCAGAGGAGCCUCAGAGCCAUCGGCCGACUACGAACCCCAACCCCUCCAAGUUCGCCCAGAAGUUCGGCGGCUCGGAGAAGUGCGCCCGGUGUGGGGAGUCAGUCUACGCUGCAGAGAAAGUAGUCGGUGCUGGCAAGCCAUGGCAUAGAAAAUGCUUCCGAUGUGCCAAGUGUGGGAAGAGCCUGGAAUCCACCACACAGACAGAGAAGGACGGGGAGAUAUACUGCAAAGCAUGUUACGCCAAGAACUUUGGACCCAAAGGAUUUGGAUACGGACAAGGAGCAGGUGCUCUGGUUCACGCCCAGUGACCAUCACAAGCUGACUGGAACGACUGACUGACACAGACGGGAAAGACAGACAGACGAGAAAGAGAGAGAGAGAGAGAGAGAGAGACAAAGACAGGACUGACUGACUACUCCCACUAUUGUGCCUUUGUACAUUUUACCCAUCUCAGCUGCUUUGGAGAAAGCAGUUUUUAAGUAAACUUUGGAAACUAA
Messenger RNA from Engraulis encrasicolus (European anchovy), 870 nucleotides. It is a transcript of the gene csrp2, whose product is annotated as cysteine and glycine-rich protein 2. The record is from RefSeq and is a predicted model, not a curated record. Gene Ontology annotation, biological process: actin cytoskeleton organization. The transcript is spliced from 6 exons. NCBI's taxonomy places the organism in Eukaryota, Metazoa, Chordata, Actinopteri, Clupeiformes, Engraulidae. Gene Ontology annotation, cellular component: cytoplasm. The coding region runs from base 100 to 681 and encodes 193 amino acids.